AUGGCUCUUGAAACAUGGUUGGUCAAGGUAAAGAAGACGAUCUCGAGCAGUUUCGACACAGUUCGUAGCGCCACAGUACCAAAAGCUGCAGCAAAACCUGCACUAGUGAUCAAGAAAUCAAGCGUCGGGGUUUUAGCAUUUGAGAUCGCUGGCUUUAUGGCGAAGCUUCUCCAUCUAUGGCAAUCUCUAUCAGACAAGAGCAUCACUCGUCUUCGCAACGAAUCAAUAUCUCUAGAAGGAGUUCGCAAGAUCGUCUCCAAUGACGAAGAUUUUCUACUAGGCCUAGCAUGCGCAGAGAUAGUGGAAAAUCUCAGGCUAGUUGCAAAGUCGGUUUCAAGAUUGAGUAAGAAAUGUGAGGACUCAAAUCUCCGGUCCUUCGAUCGAUGCCUCCAGGAGUUCUCCAACACGGGGCGGGAUCCUCAUCACUGGGUUUUAAGCUGGAAGGAAAUGGAAGCCAAGAUCAAGAAAAUGGAUCACUUCGUUACCAUCACGGCCACGCUUCAUCGGGAGAUGGACGAGCUUUUGGUGGUUGAGAACAGUUUGAGGAAAUCUCAGUUACUGCAAUCCAACAAGGAGCGCGACCUGGGCACGCUUACAUUCAAAGAACAAAAGAUCACUGAGCUGCAACAGAAGCUUCUCUGGCAAAGGCAAGAAGUCAAGUACCUGAAAGAAAGAUCUUUAUGGGGUCGGAGUUUCGACACGGCCACAUUAUUGCUAGCAAAGUCAAUAUUCACCAUUCUCGCUAGAAUAAAGCUUGUUUUUGGCAUUGCUAAUACCAGUCACGGACAUCCAAUUUCUCUACCUCGGAGUCUCUCAGCUUCCGCUACUGUCUACCCUUCUGAACAUCCCAACACAUGCAAUUUUGUAUCCGGGCCAUUGAUGAAAAACCCGAAAUCGGAAGAUGAUCACCACCAAAAAGGUGCCACCACUAAUCCGGACAUUGAUCACGGCUUCUUUGAGGUAAACUCCAAGCCAAUGAAACCGCCUUCCAGUACACUAGGCGCGGCUGCUCUUUCCUUACACUACGCGAAUUUGAUCAUUGUCAUAGAGAAGAUGAUUAGGUCACCCCAGUUGGUGGGUAUUGAUGCCAGAGAUGAUUUAUAUUCCUUGCUGCCGAUCAGUAUUCGUUCGUCGUUGAGGGCAAGACUGAAAGGGGUAGGAUUUUCGGCUAGCGAUCCAUUUCUCGCUGGAGAAUGGAGGGACGCUUUGCAUAAGAUAUUGGGUUGGCUGUCACCAUUAGCACAUAACAUGAUCAAGUGGCAAAGUGAAAGGAGCUUUGAACAGCAAAAUUUGUCGCCCAAGACAAAUGUUCUUCUGCUGCAAACGUUGUAUUUCGCGAAUCAAGAGAAGACCGAGGCGGCCAUAACGGAGCUGCUAGUUGGGUUGAAUUACAUUUGGAGGUUUGAAAGGGAAAUGAACGCUAAGGCCUUGUUUGAGUGCACCACCAACUUCAACGGUUUCUUGAACUCGCAGAAUAAAAUUUCUUCUGAUUAG
Coffea arabica (coffee) is the source of this 1494-nucleotide messenger RNA. Its product is annotated as protein PSK SIMULATOR 1-like. The record is from RefSeq and is a predicted model, not a curated record. Gene Ontology annotation, biological process: positive regulation of growth. Lineage: Eukaryota; Viridiplantae; Streptophyta; Magnoliopsida; Gentianales; Rubiaceae.